This is a messenger RNA of Leucoraja erinaceus (little skate), 3745 nucleotides long. RefSeq names its product nuclear receptor subfamily 2, group E, member 3 (gene nr2e3). Gene Ontology annotation, molecular function: nuclear receptor activity; RNA polymerase II cis-regulatory region sequence-specific DNA binding; zinc ion binding. Bases 12 to 1118 code for a protein of 368 amino acids. Gene Ontology annotation, biological process: positive regulation of transcription by RNA polymerase II; anatomical structure development; cell differentiation. Lineage: Eukaryota; Metazoa; Chordata; Chondrichthyes; Rajiformes; Rajidae. The record is from RefSeq and is a predicted model, not a curated record. The transcript has 6 exons.
UGCUGGAACUGAUGGGACUCCUUUGCCUGGCUAGGGUGGCCAGGGUUAGUACUGAGAUUUUUGUUUUUCCUUCUGUGCUGGCUGUAGUAAAGAGUCCAAGUCCAGGGAAGUCUCUCAGCCCCGUGCUGAUGUGCAAGGUGUGUGGAGACACAAGCAGUGGGAAACACUAUGGUAUCUACGCUUGCAAUGGUUGCAGUGGAUUCUUCAAGAGGAGUGUGAGAAGGAAGCUCAUCUACAGAUGCCAGGCUGGUACGGGGAUGUGCCCUGUGGACAAAGCCCAUCGGAAUCAGUGUCAAGCUUGCAGACUGAAGAAGUGUUUGCAGGCUGGAAUGAACAAAGAUGCUGUGCAGAAUGAACGGCAGCCCAGAAGCACCGCCCAGGUACGGGUGGCCACUGCCGAACUAGACCCUGACAAGGAGAACAUCGCCACAACCAGGGAGACAACCUCGUCGUCUGCUAGCACCCACAGGCCGAUCUGCUCUAACAUCAGCUCCAGCCAAAGGCCCACCAGCCCACAAAACAACCACAGGUUCAUGGCUAGCCUGAUGACUGCGGAGACCUGCGCCAAGCUUGAGCCCGAGGAUGUGGAUGAGAACAUUGACGUGAUGAGUAAUGAGCCUGAGAGGACAUCCACUGAGUGCCAGAUGUCCACCUACCCGCCCAGCAGCCCCGAGAGUGUGUAUGAAGCUUCCGCCAGGUUGCUCUUCAUGGCAGUGAAAUGGGCAAAGAAUCUCCCAGUGUUCUCCAACCUACCCUUCCGAGACCAGGUAAUCUUGUUGGAGGAAGCGUGGAAUGAACUCUUCCUGCUCUGUGCCAUCCAGUGGUCCAUGCCGCUGGAUGGCUGCCCUUUGUUAUCCUUACCAGAACUCUCGCACAGCCCUCAAGGAAAGAGCAGCUCUACCAUGGCAGAUGUCCGCAUUCUGCAGGAGACCAUAAACCGCUUCAAGGCCCUUGUUGUGGACCCCACAGAGUUUGCCUGCCUGAAGGCUGUGGUGCUGUUUAAACCAGAAACACGAGGGCUGAAGGACCCUGAGCAGGUUGAGAAUCUGCAGGAUCAGUCGCAAGUGAUGUUGGGUCAGCACAGUAGGACACACUACCCAAUUCAGCCAGUCAGGUAAGGAGAUGUGGAUCUCAGAGAAACACACUGCUGGUUAACUACAACCAUUUCUUGCUCAUACCAAAAACAACGUCAGCUUCAGAUAUAAAUGUGGAAAGUCUCAUUACACGUCACACGCACUAGUUACGAAACAAAACAGAAGUGGAGACAGGCCUUCCAUUAAUGCUCACCAUAAUGUUAAGGCAUCGCAACCUCAUCCUUCUUCAAUCAUGAGAAAUGUUAACUCCUGGGGGAGGCAAAGAAAAAUGACUAAGGCUAAAUUUAACUUUUCUCCUCUCUCGUUUAUCAUACUGUUCACAGUGUACUAUGUUUAGAUAUACUGACUGUUGUGCUGCAGCAAGUAAGAAUCUCAUUGUUCUAUGUGGGACAUAUGACAAUAAAACACUCUUGGCUUGAAUUUUCUACAAUAAUCAAAUCAGCUCAUGUGACCAACAUUUAACAAUGGUUAGAAAUACGACUGUGCAGAACAAGUUUUUUGCAAAAUCUGGUGGAUACCAAGGGAAAUGACUUGCAUUGAUUUCCCUCAUUCAAACCUUUCACUGUCCUUUUCCAAGAAGAAAGUCAGUCAUCCUCUUAAAACAUAUAUUAAAACAUUAUCAUAACAUGUAAGAAAUUAAAGCCUGCAAAACAGCAGCACUUACAGUGACAGAUAUCCCAGUGUCUCUCUCAGCUCUUAAAAACCUUCAGUAUGAAUUUUAUUCCUAUUUUAACAUAUUCUUGGGCCAGCCUCCCCGCUCUCAGCGUCCAUUUUGAACUUUGUUCAUGGCAAAGAGCUCCAUCCCUCAAAAUGGCUGUCAUGGUGAUCAGUUUUUCAUCCUUUCAACAGCAUUAUUGAUCAUUGCACAAUCACAGAAAUGAGCCCCCAACUCUGCACAUAUUAACCAACUGGUUCUGCCUCGCGUGGAAUGAUGCAUUCAAUUCUGAGUGCCUCUCUCAAGGAUAUCAAGACUGCAGAAAAGGCACAGGAGAGAUUUACCAGAAUUAUACCAGGGAUAAUAAUAAUAAUAAAUAAUAAAUUUUAUUUAUGGGAGCAAGAGUCUCAAGGACACCUUACAAAAAUGAUGAAAGACAUCAGUUACAUGAAGAGAUUAGAAAAGCUAGGAUGGUUCACCUGAUUGCAGAGAUGGCCAAGGGCAGAGUUAAUUGCAGUGUUGAAAUAUGCUGGGUUUUAAUAGAAUUCAUUAUCUCACUGGUGGAAGCGUUGAUAAUAGAGCAGCAAUCAGUGGUUACAGGUUUAAGGGGAGAGGAAAGGAACUUAAGCAGCAGGAAGUUUUAUGUUUUGUUUUGUUUUAUACACGCAGUGGGGUUUACGGAAACACCGGCCCAGAAGGGAAGAAGAAUUAUACCAACUGGCAAAAAAACAAAUAUACCUUUACCUGAAAAGCAAAAUAAAAAAUCUGGGAUGAACAGAGAAAUGGAACUAAGUUGAUAAAUCUUUAAUAGAGACAAUGGUCUGCUGCUGCAGAUUGAGUGCUUCGUACACUAAGAUAUUUUUGAUUCUAUCAACAUGGAUGGAGAAAUUUACUAUGCUAAUCAGGAUCAUCCAUUCAUGUGGUGAAACAAAAUAUUAUAUAUCUGAACACUCAGAGAACCCUACAAUAUUCAGUGGGUAAAGCAAUGGGUAUAUGGAGAAACAGUUUAAUAUUUAACGUAAAUGAAGUUUCAAAUCUUUUUAUUUCAUAUUUCCAGUGGGAAAAUCCAGAAGUCUAUACUGCGUGUCAUUGGCACAUAUUAACUUGCAAAAAUCAGUUUGAACCUGUAUGUUAUCCAAGUGAUUUACUGGCUUGAUGUUCCCCCUCAACCUCUCAAUAUUGAUAGCUACCCUGCAUAACUACAUAACGUACCUACACAAGUAUUUCCUAUUACUAAUUUAUUCAGAUUUUCUUCAUGUUUACUGGGAUAAUCACACAACUCUGAGUGGCCUUCAGAAUGUACGCACCACAGUCACCAUAACUAAAUGCAUUCCGGAUUCAUGCUCUAUAGCCUGACUGACAUAUUGCAAAAUUCAACUAUAAAUCUAACAGGCAUUCCUGCAAGUGAAAUAUUAAACCCUGGCCCCCAGCAGUUUUCUGAGUUUUAAGAUACGGUGGCAUUUAUGUACAAGGAGUUUCUAUAUCAACCAUCAUAACAAUGUGGUAGGCAUUUUAGCAACAAGAACAUGUGCAUUAUUCAUUCCAUGGUGAUUGAUAAAAAAUACACCUCUUGAUGCUCCUGAACACAUCGUCAGUGAUGUAACCUGGGGUCAUUGGGUGUAUUAGGUCUUUCAACAUUAGACACCCUCACCCAGGCAACCCAGCCGUGAUUGAUCAGACCACGACUUGUGUUCAGGUGGCAUUCACUCCUCCCCAUGUACUCUGGGUAUUUCCAGACUAUUAUAAGACACUAUUUAAAUACAGCAUCUCUCUAUUUAGCUUGUUGUUGUCAAGUCUAUUGAUUUGGUAUUGGUAUUGGUUACUUUUGCCAUUUGUACCUAGAUAGAAACAUAGAAAAUAGGUGCAGGAGUAGGCCAUUCGGCCCUUCAAGCCUGCACCGCCAUUCAAUAUGAUCAUGGCUGAUCAUCCAACUCAGUAUCCUGUACCUGCCUUCUCUCCAUACCCUCUGAUCCCUUUAGCCACAAGGGCCACAUCU